GGAGAGAGAGAGAGCAGGGGGGCGAGAGAGGCUCGCGUGCCUGUGUGAAGUAGAGGGAGAGAGAGUGGUAGAGAGAGGUAGACUGGGAGCAGGGGGAGGUGUAGCAGCUGAAGCUAAAGCUAACUAGCCAUGUUGCUGUCGCCGCUGCUGCUGCUGCUCCUCCCGCUGCUGCUGGUGUGUGACUGCUAGCGGGCCGCCCUGGACUCCCUAUCCGCCCUUAGGUGCAUCAUGCCCGGCUGGAAGAAGAACAUCCCGGCCUGUCUCCAACCGGACCAGGAGGGAGAUGAAGGGCCGUACACCAAACACUCCACCGGGUCCAGACCUCUGGACGGAGCGCUGGCCAUCAGGAGGCAGAGUAUACCAGAUGAGUUUCGGGGCUGCACAGUGGUGGAGUUGAUGAAGAAGGAGGGAACGACGCUCGGAUUGACGGUUUCAGGUGGAAUCGAUAAAGAUGGGAAGCCCCGGGUUUCAAACCUGCGACAGGGAGGCAUCGCUGCCAGGAGCGACCAGCUGAACGUGGGUGACUACAUCCGCUCGGUGAACGGCAUCAACCUGGCCAAGUUCAGGCACGAUGAGAUCAUCAGUCUACUGAAGAACGUCGGGGAGCGAGUCGUUCUGGAGGUGGAGUACGAGCUGCCGCCCGUCUCCGUGCAGGGGUCAGGGGUCGUGUUUAAGAACGUGGAAGUCACGCUUCAUAAAGAGGGAAACGGCUUUGGCUUCGUCAUCAGAGGCGGAGCCCAUGAAGACAGGAACAAGUCUCGACCCAUCGUCAUAACAACCACCAGACCUAGCGGGCCGGCCGACAGAGAAGGAACUAUUAAGCCGGGUGAUCGGUUACUAAGCAUCGAUGGGAUCCGUCUUCAUGGCAGCACGCUGUCCGAAGCCAUGAGCAUCCUGAAGCAGUGCGGACAGGAAGCCACGCUGCUGAUCGAGUACGACGUGUCAGUGAUGGACUCCGUUGCUACGGCAUCUGGACCACUGCUGGUUGAGGUUGCCAAGGCGACAGGCUCCAGUCUGGGCGUGGCCUUGUCCACCUCUAUGUUCUGCAGCAAGCAGGUCAUCAUCAUCGACAAGGUGAAACCUGCCAGUAUAGCAGACAGGUGCGGCGCUCUUCACGCAGGAGAUCACAUCCUGUCCGUCGACGGGAAGUCGAUGGAGUUUUGUUCUCUGGCUGAAGCCACUCAGCUGCUCUCUGCUUCCUGUCAGACCGUCCGCAUGGAGAUCCUGCCCCAGCACCAGGCCCGACCGGCCCUGAACGCACCGCAGCAUGUCAAGGUGCAGCGCAGUCCCCGCCCCCUUCCCUGGGAAACUGGAUGCUCCGCCCCUAUCCUCCCUCCCUACCACUACAACACCUACCACCCCGACCAAUCAGGGGCCAGAUCGCACAACCGCCAUACAAACAACCCUCCUCUCAGCCACUCGUUCUCUCCCGGCUCCAUGUCAGCCUAUAGUCUCUCGUCCCUCAACAUGAGCACCCUGCCCAGGAACAUGUAUCCAACGAGUCCACGCAGCACCAUGAUGAGGAGGAAGGCCAAGAAGAAGGACUUCAAGAGUUCCUUGUCCCUGGCAUCCAGCACCGUGGGGCUCGCCGGUCAGGUGGUCCACACGGAAACAACAGAGGUGAUGUUGCGAGGCGACGGCAUCAUGGGGUUCGGCUUGCAGCUGCAGGGCGGAGUCUUCGCCACGGAAACGCUGUCGUCGCCACCCCUCAUCGCCUACAUCGACCCGGACAGCCCCGCUGAGCGGUGCGGGAUUCUGCAGAUCGGCGACAGGAUCCUGUCCAUCAACGGCAUCCCGACGGAAGACUCGACUCUGGAGGAAACCAAUCAGCUGCUCAGAGAUUCGUCCAUCACCGCUCAGCUCACGCUGGAGAUCGAGUUUGACGUUGCAGAGUCGGUCAUCCCCAGUUCAGGAACGUUCCACGUGAAGCUCCCAAAGAAACCAGGAGUGGAGCUGGGAAUCACCAUCAGCUCUCCAUCCAACAGGAAACCAGGGGACCCUCUGAUCAUUUCUGACAUAAAGAAAGGCAGCGUCGCUCACAGGACGGGGACGUUGGAGCUGGGAGACAAGCUGCUGGCCAUCGAUAACAUUCGAGUGGAAAACUGCUCCAUGGAGGAAGCUGUCCAGAUCCUCCAGCAGUGCGAGGAGCUCGUCAAACUGAAGAUCCGCAAAGACGAAGACAACUCAGACGAGCAGGAGGUGUCUGGCAGCAUCAUCUACACGGUGGAGCUGCAGAGGUACGGAGGCCCGCUGGGGAUCACCAUCUCAGGCACCGAGGAGCCCUUCGACCCCAUCAUCAUCUCCUCACUGAGCAAGGGAGGCCUGGCCGAGAGGACCGGGGCGAUCCACGUGGGCGACCGUAUCCUGGCGAUCAACAGCAGCAGUCUCAAGGGGAAACCACUGAGCGAAGCCAUCAGUCUGCUGCAGCAGGCGGGAGAGACAGUCACUCUGAAGAUCAAGAAGCAGGGCGAGCUCUCGAGUCCAAAAUCCUGCGUGAUUGGUUCCAGCCUGGGGUCAGGGGCGGGGCUUAACCAGGAGAACCAGGACGGGGAGGAGGAGCCUGUUAUUAUAGUGGCACCUCCAACAAGCCAGAGAGCGUUCAGCACUCUGCCUUCUGUGGACAGCGCUGUGGAGUCGUGGGACGGGUCCAACAUGGACAGCAGCUUCACCACCGCCGCUCCAUCCUUUCAGUCGUCUCCAUUCACUUUCCACGAGUGGCGCAACCUCAAGACGACCAACAGCCAGUUGUCCUCCUCUGCUCGACAGAGAGCUAAUCCGCUGUCAGAUCUGGGACUGAGCGAUGACGACUGGGACCGCCCAACACUCGGAGGGUUCACUGUGGGACAUGAUGGGACAGAACCAGACCAGGAGGAGAACUUCUGGUCUCAGGCACUGGAAGAUUUAGAGACCUGCGGCCAGAGUGGUAUCCUCAGAGAGCUGGAGGCAACAAUCAUGUCAGGCUCCACCCUCAGUCUUAACCAUGACCCCACCCCGAUGCGAAACACACUUGGUCGCCAGGCGAGUUUCCAGGAACGCAGUAAUUCCAAACCACAGGUGACCCCUCGAUCCAACACCUUGCCAUCCGACCCUCAGCGCCGAGCCUUUGCUAUGAGGAAGAUGAGGCAGGAAGUCAAUGACAUCUUAAACCAGAACCCUGUAGAACUCCACAAGCUCACUUUGGAGAAGGCCACAGACUUGGAGGAUUUUGGUUUCAGUGUUUCUGACGGUUUGUUGGACAGAGGCGUUUACGUAAACAACAUCCGACCGGGAGGCCCCGCUGAACGGGGCGGCCUCCGUGCCUACGACCGAAUACUACAGAUCAACCACGUUCGGACCAGGGACUUUGAUUGCUGCCUCGUCGUUCCUCUCAUUGCAGAGUCUCUAAACCGCUUGGAGCUCGUCAUCAGCCGAAAUCCCUGCUCUUCCUCCCCCUCUCCACUGGCCAAUCACAACGACAGCACCACCAACAGCCACUCCCAUAAGCCAAUCGGCAGUGAGCUCGGCCCAUCAGAGCUCUCUAUUGACCAGGGAGAAGAUGGCAGUCCCAUCAAGUGGAACCAACCAGGAGAUGGGUUGGGGGUUGGGCAGGUUACCAACAAUUCCUUAUAGCAGAUAAAAAUUUGAUCGAACUGGAUUCAACCAGUUAUGACUAGACUUGACAAGAAAAGUCAGUGAGGAGCAUAGUGCAACUAUAUUGAAAGCAAACUGGUUUAUAUGUGUGGAAACUGGUUCAAAGUGAAGCUCCCAUGGUGCUACACACACCCUCUGGAAGAUGUUUGGCCUUUGACCCUUGAACUGCAGAAGCAGCCUGAAAGCACACCACUGGACAGAAGAAACUCCUCAUAUUUCACCUGAACUAGUUCUGCGUACAGCUACAACUGGUCUCGCUGGAACCAGAAUUCUAACUGCUUAAACUGCUGAAACCACAGCUGGAGCUGGUGGCCUAACUGGUCCAAUAUGUGUGGUUACUGGUCCCAGUACCCAGGAGCCAUGGCUGCUGGUUCUGCUGAAGUCACAACCACGGCCUACAACUAUGUUUUCUGGUCCCUCUGAAACCAGUGUGGCUGAUCUGGAACAAUAUUUGGUUCUAGAAGUCUAGACCUAAGGCUGGUUGUCCUACCAGAGCUAGAGCUGUACCCAGUGGGCUUACAGGUCAAAGACAGUGGGUUCUGGUCUUGGUGGGAUAAGACUUUUACAUCUUGUUCCACCAAAGUCAGAGCCACAGUCUUAGAGCCUCUGAUCUUAGCUGCCCCAAGACACAGUCCUGGUUCAUGGCCUUAGGGUAACAGAACCAAGAGUACUAGUCCCACUGGGGCCAACGCCACAGCCACUGGUGUUAAUGAUUCAAGUCAUAUAAGUACUGGUCUUAUAAGUGGCAGAACCAUGGUUUUUGUUUAAUCUGAUGUCUAAGCCACAAAUAGUCUUCAUGGUUCAAGACAUGGUUCCGGUCUUUUUGGUCAGGGUACUAAUACUGAAAUAGAAAUGUGGUCAGGGGUCCAGAGCCAUGGCUCCUAGGCUUCUGGUUUUAAUGGUUAAAAACCACAGCAACACAAUGACUGAUGGGAUCUGAGUCCAGAGCCUGCUGAUGGACUGAAAGGUUGCCAAGGAGACUAGGGAUGCUCCAAUCAGUACCCAGAGCUGAUGUUCAUAGGAUUACUUGAACCAAUGCUGAUUAGCGACUAAAUCCACCACUUCAAUAACAUCUACAAACUGGAAUCACUGGUUGACAACAUAUUACACUGCUCUUUGCUUUAGAAAAUACAACAAGUAGAGAAGCAGCUUCAUUAAGACUUUGGUAUGCCUGAAACUACUGAAUGGGUGCUUGAUAUUUUAUAGUUAAUGGAAAUGAAAGUCUGACAUUAUUUAAGAAUCUAAUGAUCACUUUGUUUUGCUGCUGCCUGCUGAUCCAAACAAAACCUAGGAGGGAAUAAAAGGCAAGAAGAAAGAGGGUAUGAAUCUAAUAAUGGAUGGCUCUACUGAACUAAAAGUUCUAGUUUAAUCCCUUAACGCCUGACCCAGUAAAUAAUGGAAAGGAAAUUCUCUUUUUUUUUAUCUGAAGUAUUUAUUCAGUCCUUUAACAAAAUAUGAAAAAAAAAAAUAUAUAUAUAUUGCGUAAAUGUGCAUUUUAUUGCUGUGUGAUGUCAGAAUUGUUAUAGUGCCAAAGGGAUCCACCAGAGGGCAAUUUUUACCAUAAACUGAUGCAAACGUGGUAUGUAUCAAAUAUGAUAAAUCAGGCGUUAAGGGGUUAAACAUGAGAUUCAGGAUGUUUGGGGUUAAUUGUGAGUCUUUAGAUGGUUAGGUGUAAGUAUGAGGGUGAAAAUGAACAAUUUCUGGAGAUCAGAUAUCAUUGAUGGAAGGUAGGAUACGCUAAAGCAGGGGUGCCCAAGUUUGGUCCUUGAGAUCUACCAUCCUGCAACUUUUAGAUGCAACCCUUCUCCAACACGCUUGAGUCAGAUGUCAUCUGCAUGUCAUUCAGCUCUGCAGAGGCCUGGUAAUGAGCCAGUCACUUGAUUCAGGUGUGUUGGAGAAGGGUUGUAUCUAAAAGUUGCAGGAUGGUAGAUUUCAAGGACCGGACUUCGGCACCUCUGUGCUAAAGGACGGUUUUGACAAAGAAAAGAGAAGUUGCAACUGCUAAGUAAUAAGUAAACCUGAUGAUUGAUAAGAUCCAAAAAAUAUCUCAGUAGCUCCCCUGGCAGCAUAAUAUUGAAUAAAAAAGUCCCUGAUUGUGGGACUGUACUCUGAAAAGUGAAUGAGACUUUCAGAUGUGAUAUAUUUGGUCAUCACUACACAUUUUUCUUUUAUUCCUUGUUCAAAUCAGCUGAUACUAAGUGGAGCAUCCCUAACAAAACAGACAAAAACAGAAAGAUUACCAUUAAGAUUUUAAUUUUGUGCCAUAAAUGAGCUGCGGAAUGGAAGAUAAAUGAUGACGAUGAUGAUGAUGAUGAUGAUGAUGAUGAUGAUGAUGAUACUGAGCAGUUCAAUAAGAAUCUUUUUCUACUGUUUACACCUGUUGGACUGGCCACACUGUGUAUGUAUGUGUGUGUGUUCGUGUGCGUUUUAUGUAUGUAUGUUAUGUGUGUGCAUUACACACAAGGCCAGUUAAGCCCCACCCGCCUCAAUUCCCCAUCUCGGCUCUUCCUUGCCUUCUCUACUUCCCUUGACCAAUAGACAGCCAGGAUGAAAGACGAUUGCAGUUCUGAGAGCUUCAGCUGAUUGGCUGGAACCAAUCAGAAAACAAACAUUUCCCUGCUUGUCUGCGAUUGGUUUGUUUAUGUGUUGAGGAGAACCAAUCAACUCCCAGAAAAGAGGCCAAGCAUGUCCCCACCCAGACUCCCCAUGUCCCCACCCCCCCCAGCUCCAGUAACAGUGAUCUAUUAUACUACUCAAUAGGUGUGUUUUUGAUUGACUGUUGUCAGUUCUCUCUGUUUGUUUGUUUCCAUGGCGACUGAACCUAAAAAGAUGUACAAUAGAUUUAAAAGAAAAAGGUUCCUGUCGCUGCUCUCAUAAACCAUGAAAUCCCAAAAACCUUCACCUCAUGACCACGAAAACAACGUUACACAAGAAAAAAAUUGGGAAACCUGUGACAGUAGGUAACUUGUCUGUGUGUUUGUGUGUUUGCACAUGUGCGUGAAUGAAUGUGGGUGUUUACUUUGGAUGUCAACAUCUUCCUGCUCUCACCUCAGUCUGAACUCACUAUUUACUCUGGCCAAUCAGGACCCUCCCUUGGCACCGAACCCUACCUGAACUGAACAAUCCAGUGUCUGCUCCCCAACAAGGUCCAUGCUGUGGAUUAGGAGAGCUGGGAUUGGUUGUUGAUGACUGUAAUGUUUUGGAAUUUAAGCACAUUGCCAGCAAGUGGCUAGCAAACAUUGAGCACAGGGUUAGCACCGCCAUAAUGUGUGGCAAAAUACACAGCACAAAGCUAAUCAGAAAUACUUCUACCAACUAAUAAUAAAAUAUAUUUACUGUCUGGUAAACAAGUGUUUGAUUAGCACAUAAUACAUAAUAAUUAAAGCUAUUAUGUGGUUAGCAUACAGCUAACACAAGGCUAACAUCUAGCUAACAUACCCUUGUAUUAGCACAGCCAAAGCAUAGUUAGCACAGACCUUUCACAAGGCUAAAACAGGGCUAAUCUAUUAAGUGAAGCUGUUACUAUGCAGGUAAUGUUAACACUUGGCUAUCACAGUUAUAAAUUAGCAUGUGGCUUAUACAGAAAGGAUAGGGUAUUCUGUUGGCACUCAGAAUUUGUAGUUUUGUAGUUUCCAACAGGUAAAAUAUACUGGAAAAACCAAGAGUUGGAUAGCUGACUUUGAAAUCCAACUUUGCUGUGAUAGCUGUAGUAAUGAACUAUUCAUUAGUGUCACUGUCAAUCUGUGUCCCAUGAAAUCAGUCAUACAUAGUAUUGUCUAAACUCUGUCAGCUUCUAUUGCUAAUACUAACUAGCCUGCUCAAUGAAUUCAACAAUGAGGAAAUUCUACUUUUUUCCCCACUUUUAAUUAGAAUACAGUAGCUCCACGAGACAAAAGGAAUGCAGCUCUAGACAAUAUGGUUAGCAUCAACCAAAACACAGCUAAUAUGAGGCUAUAACAAAUGUCCAUUUGCACAUACACAGUUACUGUAUGGUUAGUACACACCUUGAGUUUAGGUCUUAAUCAUAUAAACAUGGCAUUUGCUAACAUAGAGCUGACACCUAGAUUGCAAAACUAGGUAUUAGCAUAGGGCUAAAAUAAACACAUGACUAACACAUGGUUAACUUAGCCAAUGUACGUGGCCACUACUUGUAUUAAGUGCACAACUAGCACAGAGCUAACACAGCUCAUAUCCAGUUAGCACUACUGCUAAUAUUACAUAUGACAGAUGGAGAAAUUGAAAGUUUGCUAGUCAUUAGCAUUUUUAGCAUUUUAGUGUUCCAUUAAGACAACCAAUGGGAAUACCCACAGCACUGAGGAGCGUGGCUUCAUAAGGGUUUGAUGAGUGAGAUCUAAAGCCAUACACACUGUGUUUGUGCGUAUGUAAUAACGUGUGUGUUAGCGUGUGCAUUUGUAAGUGCGUGUGUGUGUGUGUAACAUUGCAGGGAUUUGCACUCGUGAUUCACCUCAGCAAGACAUCCACCCACACACACAGACACACACACACACACACACAUAUACACAUGCAUUGCACUGCCAUUUGAAAUAGUGGGUCAGAUUAGUUUCCAUGUAGCUUCACCAACCAAACUGUAUUUUUUUUCUUUAAAGGAACAGGGAUGUUGUAAAGUAUUUUUGUACAAAUUUAAUACUUUGGUAGCAUGACGUUCCUGGUGUUUGUCCUGGUCCUGUCGGGCUCCACUGAUCUUCUCCACCCCCCUUUGUAUGGACUACUACUGAGCAACAAUAAAGAUGAAGACUUGC
Melanotaenia boesemani (Boeseman's rainbowfish) is the source of this 8390-nucleotide messenger RNA. RefSeq names its product glutamate receptor interacting protein 1 (gene grip1). The record is from RefSeq and is a predicted model, not a curated record. Gene Ontology annotation, molecular function: nuclear glucocorticoid receptor binding. Lineage: Eukaryota; Metazoa; Chordata; Actinopteri; Atheriniformes; Melanotaeniidae. The coding region runs from base 229 to 3609 and encodes 1126 amino acids. Gene Ontology annotation, biological process: neurotransmitter receptor transport, endosome to postsynaptic membrane. The transcript is spliced from 25 exons.